GUCAGACUCUCGAUUUCUCCUCCUACUCCUCCUCCGAGGAAUUCUGCCCCUUGUAACUGUUCUGCCCUCCCCUUUAAAGGUUGACUUGCCCUACGGCGCUCCACCGCGCUCCAGUCCUCUUGCGCCUCCUGCUCAACCCGCUCCUGACUGCCCCACGCCGCGUAGUUCCAGCAGCAAAGCAGAAGGGUGCACCGGGAGAUGGAGAGCAAAGCCCUGCUCCUGGUGGUCCUGGGAGUUUGGCUCCAGAGUUUGACCGCCUUCCGAGGAGGGGUGGCCGCAGCAGACGCGGGAAGAGAUUUCUCAGACAUCGAAAGCAAAUUUGCCCUAAGGACCCCUGAAGACACAGCUGAGGACACUUGUCAUCUCAUUCCUGGAUUAGCAGACUCUGUGUCUAACUGCCACUUCAACCACAGCAGCAAGACCUUCGUGGUGAUCCAUGGAUGGACGGUAACGGGAAUGUAUGAGAGUUGGGUGCCCAAACUUGUGGCCGCCCUGUACAAGAGAGAACCUGACUCCAAUGUCAUUGUAGUAGACUGGUUGUAUCGGGCCCAGCAACAUUAUCCAGUGUCAGCUGGCUACACCAAGCUGGUGGGAAAUGAUGUGGCCAGAUUCAUCAACUGGAUGGAGGAGGAGUUUAACUACCCCCUAGACAACGUCCACCUCUUAGGGUACAGCCUUGGAGCCCAUGCUGCUGGCGUAGCAGGAAGUCUGACCAAUAAGAAGGUCAAUAGAAUUACUGGUUUGGAUCCAGCUGGGCCUAACUUUGAGUAUGCAGAAGCCCCCAGUCGCCUUUCUCCUGAUGACGCUGAUUUUGUAGAUGUCUUACACACAUUUACCAGGGGGUCACCUGGUCGAAGUAUUGGAAUCCAGAAACCAGUAGGGCAUGUUGACAUUUAUCCCAAUGGAGGCACUUUCCAGCCAGGAUGCAACAUUGGAGAAGCCAUCCGUGUGAUUGCAGAGAGAGGACUCGGAGACGUGGACCAGCUGGUGAAGUGCUCGCACGAGCGCUCCAUUCAUCUCUUCAUUGACUCCCUGCUGAAUGAAGAAAACCCCAGCAAGGCAUACAGGUGCAACUCCAAGGAAGCCUUUGAGAAAGGGCUCUGCCUGAGUUGUAGAAAGAAUCGCUGUAACAAUCUGGGCUAUGAGAUCAACAAGGUCAGAGCCAAGAGAAGCAGCAAGAUGUACCUGAAGACUCGCUCUCAGAUGCCCUACAAAGUGUUCCAUUACCAAGUCAAGAUUCACUUUUCUGGGACUGAGGAUGGCAAGCAACACAACCAGGCCUUCGAGAUUUCUCUGUACGGCACAGUGGCCGAGAGCGAGAACAUUCCCUUCACCCUGCCCGAGGUUUCCACAAAUAAAACCUACUCCUUCUUGAUUUACACGGAGGUGGACAUCGGAGAACUGCUCAUGAUGAAGCUUAAGUGGAUAAGCGACUCCUACUUCAGCUGGCCUGACUGGUGGAGCAGCCCCAGCUUCGUCAUCGAGAGGAUCCGAGUGAAAGCCGGAGAGACUCAGAAAAAGGUCAUCUUCUGUGCUAGGGAGAAAGUUUCUCAUCUGCAGAAGGGAAAGGACUCAGCAGUGUUUGUGAAAUGCCAUGACAAGUCUCUGAAGAAGUCUGGCUGACACUGGACAAACAAACAAGAGAAGAAAGCAUCUGAGUUCUUUGAAGACAGAAGAAAACAAAGUAAAUUUAAUUUAAAAAAAUAAUACCCUUGUUUGGGUGUUUGAAAGUGGGUUUUCCUGAGUAUUAAUCCCAGCUCUAUCUUGUUAGUUAAACAGAAGACAGUCUCAAAUAUUAAACGGUGGCUAACCCAGGGUGAGGAAUCUAAUGGCCCAUAGCAGGUCUUCCAGCAUUAGAAGACAGCAGGCAGGAGAAACAUGCUGUCUUGUAUCCCUUAAGAAGGAAUCAUUUGCUCCCAACAAUAUAAGACUCCAUCAUGUGACCCAUUUGGUCAUGGUCUAAAAUUAGUAAGAACUCUGAGGUUUUAUAUUGAGACCUUUUCAAAGUUUUCUCAAAGUCUAAUAUAGACAAUAUUUUUUGUGGCAUAAGUCAGGUCCAUUUCUUUAGUGAUUGAAACACCUGGCCUUUGCAACUAGUUUUUUUACCAUUGGGAUAUAUUCCCCCCACCAAAAAAAAAAAAAAAAAAAAAGUAACCAGGAACGUGUGACUUGGCAAAAGCAGUUGAAGACAUGGCUCAUGAAGUCCUGACCCUUGGUCCCACCACAACAAAGUACAAGUCAACAGAGAUACAAAACCUAGACUGAGUAAUUCUUAAUAGACUUGAAUUUUUAUGACUUAAUCCUUCUAUCUUUUAAAUAUUUGUCAGAUAUUUUAACAUUGUUCUCUGGAGCUUGUAAGCUGGGCAAUGGUGGCACUCACCUUUAAUCCCAGCACUUGGCAGGCAGAGGCAGGAGGAUUUCUGAGUUCAAGGCCAGCCUGGUUUACAGAGUGAGUUCCAGGACGUCCAGAGCUACACAGAGAAACCCUGUCUUGGGAAAAAAAAAAGAAGAAGAAGGAGAAGAAGAAGAGGGAGGGAGGGAGGGAGGGAGGGAGGGAGGGAGGGAGGGAGGGAGGGAGGGAGGGAGGGAGGGAGGGAGAAGGAAGGAAGGAAGGAAGGAAGGAAGGAAGGAAGGAAGGAAGGAAGGAAGGAAGGAAGGAAGGAAGGAAAGAAAGAAAGAAAGAAAGAAAGAAAGAAAGAAAGAAAGAAAGAAAGAAAGAAAGAAAGAAAGAAAGAAAGAAAGAAAGAAAGAAAGAAAGAAAGAAAGAAAGAAAGAAAAUGAGCUUGUAAUUGAGGUGACACAUAAAUUUUGCUGAAAGACAAAAAUGCCUAGGUUGAUUUUACUUCUUCUCUUUUUUGCUUUCUUGAAAAAAGUCACAAUUGUCCCAUGCUGUAACCAAGUCUGGCCUCGAACUAAACUAUGUAUUUCAGGCUGGCCUUGAACUCUCAACCAUCCUGCCUUAGCUUCCUGUGUCCUGGGAGCUUGAGAACUGUAAUUUUAUUAUCAGAUUUUUCUUACUUGUUUUCAUCAAUUUGAAAUGCCCAAUAUCCAAUACUUUGUAUUUCAUUUGAGACUCAUCUCCGCCAUGCCUCUGUCACACUUCUAACACAUCACAUUAAUUUCUAGUUUAGAUGUGAUCAAGUUCAAAUUCUGCACUGUGCAAAGUACAAGUUUUAGAGCAGGACCAUUUUUUUUUAUCACAUAAAAGUUGAAAUUACUAGAAAAUGUGCAUAUGGAUGCUUGUAAACUGCUGUGCAAAGAGAAGAGCCCUCAACUGUAAUAGCUAUAGAAAGUACCAGGAUUGUUGCCGCUGUUUUGUUUUACCUUAACAACAACAACAACAAAAAUCAAUAAUGAAGAAUUAUUUAUGAACGAGAUCUCACAUUUUCAGAUUGCUUUUAUUAUUCAUUAAUGUAAAAUGAUAAAGAAGAUCUAUCUCAGAGGCUAUAGCUGGGAGCAGAAACUGUGAAAUUUGUGGGUAUCUGAACACCAACCCACAUGCAAAGCCCCACAAGUGUAGUCGUCAUUCAAUGUGAUUCAGAAAGGAAAGAGUCAAGGGAUAUACUGGAAUAUGUUAGAGAAGUAGUUCCAGAUAUGCUGGAAUGUUAGCCCUUGCUAGGAGAAAGCUGGUUGUGCCUAUGUAAUAUAGGACAAAGGUGACCGAUUUCAUCAAGUUUGGAGUCAAUUCUAACAAUAAAAAUAUGUAUAAUUUGUCACCGGCAUCCCCAUUAUUGCUAAUUCAUUACAGUAUAUACACAUCCAUGCAUACAUAUGUCAAUGAUGCUUUAGCUUUCAAUUUAUUUAUUAGCUGUAAAUAAUGUGUGGGUAUGUAAGAAUGCUUGUAAACACUGGAAAGUCUGUUGUGGUUAUCUGCAGUAUAGAUUUGUGGUGCUAACUUUGUGUCCGUCUCCAUCCAUGAUUGUCUGUCUCACUGAGCCAACUUAACUCUGAUGAAACAGUACAAUGAAAUAGGCUUUUGAAAGAAGAAAACUCACCUGUGUGAAGAAAUGGUAUCUGCUUUCAAUAAAACUGAGAACAUUUUAUCAUGA
Messenger RNA from Mus musculus (house mouse), 4049 nucleotides. It is a transcript of the gene Lpl, whose product is annotated as lipoprotein lipase. NCBI's taxonomy places the organism in Eukaryota, Metazoa, Chordata, Mammalia, Rodentia, Muridae. The record is from RefSeq and is marked validated. The transcript has 10 exons. Gene Ontology annotation, cellular component: plasma membrane; catalytic complex; extracellular region. Gene Ontology annotation, biological process: positive regulation of cholesterol storage; triglyceride homeostasis; positive regulation of adipose tissue development. Gene Ontology annotation, molecular function: heparin binding; triacylglycerol lipase activity; apolipoprotein binding. Bases 199 to 1623 code for a protein of 474 amino acids.